Molecule: messenger RNA, 1563 nt
Organism: Talaromyces amestolkiae
Lineage: Eukaryota; Fungi; Ascomycota; Eurotiomycetes; Eurotiales; Trichocomaceae
Exons: 4
Coding region: 1-1563 (520 amino acids)
Molecular function (GO): carboxylic ester hydrolase activity
Source: RefSeq, a predicted model, not a curated record
AUGGUCUUCCUCAAGCUCGCUUCGAGCCUUCUUUUAGCCGUUUAUGUAUCCGGUGCCCCUACCACGACCGAAAGUCCCGGAAGCCUAGUCGGCGAUGGACUACUUGUCAAUACCUCUAGCGGACCCAUUCAAGGCUUCUUCAACCAAACCGCUCCAGACGUUCGCCAAUUCCUCGGUAUCCCUUUUGCGGAACCUCCAGUCGGUGACCUACGAUUUGAGAAGCCCGUAAAAAAGAGUCCCAAUGGCACCGUCAAUGCUUUUACACUUCCGAAUUCUUGCAUGCAGCAAUUCAAUUCAAACAGCUCGACUAUUUACACCGAGUAUGAGACGGGAUUCUUGAUUAGUGGUGGCAACUCGGAAGACUGUCUCUACCUGUCCAUAUGGGCUCCUCGAGUGGAGAAUAUACGCGACCAGCAGCGUCCGCUGCCCGUGCUCCUGUAUAUCCCUGGUGGCGGUUUCACCAGUGGAGGAGAGGCAUCUCUAUAUAAGGUUCCUGAUAAGUGGAUUCAGCGGACACAAGACCACAUUGUUGUCAUCAUGAAUUAUCGUGUGAACGUCUUUGGAUUCCCAAAUGCAAAGGGUUUGACGGAUCAGAACGUGGGAUUUCUGGACCAACGAUUGGCGGUUGAAUGGGUUCAGGAGAACAUCGGUCAAUUUGGCGGUGACCCAGCAAGAAUCACUCUCUGGGGCCAGUCAGCUGGUGCAGCGAGCGUCUCUAUCUAUCCAUACGGAUAUCCGGAUGAUCCAAUUGUCGCCGGCCUCAUUGCCGACUCGGGUGGCCCAACAAUUGUCACCAACAAGGAUGUAGCGCAGACCAAUUUCACGUCUCUUGCGGCCUUGGUGGGCUGCAAUAGUAGCAAUGCAGACGAACUGGUGAAAUGUGUGAAACGGGUACCGGGUCAGACUUUGGAAAAUGCCUUGUCUUACUAUAUCGGCAACUCGACAAAACCAACCAUGGCAUUCACACCCAGCAUCGACAACAAAACUGUAUUUGCCAACUGGACACAAAGAGCUCAAGAAGGCAAGAUAGCUAAGACGCCCCUGAUCAUUGGUAGCAACACAAACGAAGGAGCCGGCUUCGUCUCAUUCACCCCUAACGGACCAGGCGCCACGACACUUUUCAGCUUGACCGAAUCCAUCAUUGCCUGCCCGGUAGCCGCCGAGGUCAAAAACCGCAAUCUCGCAAAUUUGACCACAUACCGCUACCAAUACGCGGGAAAUUUCUCCAACAUCUCCCCACUCCCCUGGUUCGGAGCUUAUCACAGCUCAGAACUUCCCAUGGUCUUUGGUACUCAUUACGAGUAUCGCGAUGCUUCUACCCAAUUUCAAUGGGACGUAAGCUAUGCCAUGCAGGCACUUUGGUUAUCAUUCGCGGAAGAUCCAUCUCGCGGACCGGCACGUCUUGCCCUUGACGGUGUAGCGGCGAAUCCGAACAAUAGUAGCUAUUUUGCAUGGCCUACUUUCCAGCAAGGGUCUUCUAAUAUGUUGCUCUUUGCAGAGAAUCAGACUGUUAUGCAGCUGACAACCUCUGCGCGUAUUGAUGAUUAUUGCCCAACUUUGUGA